Messenger RNA from Cylas formicarius (sweet potato weevil), 535 nucleotides. RefSeq lists its product as uncharacterized. The coding region runs from base 84 to 467 and encodes 127 amino acids. The record is from RefSeq and is a predicted model, not a curated record. The transcript has 2 exons. Lineage: Eukaryota; Metazoa; Arthropoda; Insecta; Coleoptera; Brentidae.
CUAGAUAAUAUUGCGAUUAUAAAAGUGCAGCAGUUGAGAACGCAAAACAUACAGUUGAAAUCAAUCGAAACGAGUGAAGCAAUAUGGCCGCCGCUACAAUAUUCUGCUGCCUUCUUUUGUUGUUGGGAGUGGCAACUUCAGAUCCUAGUUUUGCGGUGAAGGAAUUUACGGCUCCCAAUGUGCUCUAUUCGGUAGACGCGCUGGACGCGUUGAAAGAAGUAUACGCCAUUUCCGACGAUCCGUCGCAAGUCGCCCAAUAUUGGAGUCAAGUGUUCAAAACGAAACAUUCGGGGAGCUGGAACGUUGUCACGGGAAAUAGCGUGACCCUUUAUACAGUCAGCGCGAAAGUCAAGAUCGCUAUCGAGGUAUCCGGCGCUGCCACCUAUUCUGUUGAUGAUAACGUUACAACUACUGCAGCGCCAUCUGCAUCUGAAACGACGACCUCCGAUUGGAUAAUUUUUAAUUGAGCUGCGUUUGACAAUGAGAAACGAAAAAUAUUCAACUAGAUUGUAAAUAAAAGAUUUUUAAAAGCAAA